Molecule: messenger RNA, 3243 nt
Organism: Haliotis rubra (blacklip abalone)
Lineage: Eukaryota; Metazoa; Mollusca; Gastropoda; Lepetellida; Haliotidae
Exons: 7
Coding region: 1237-3156 (639 amino acids)
Molecular function (GO): zinc ion binding
Source: RefSeq, a predicted model, not a curated record
AUAUUUCUUUCUUUGCAUGUUUUCAGGAUUUAGAGUGAUUGACCGGUUAACGUUACACAAGUGGAUCAUUGAUGUCCUCAGUAUGAUGAUGAUGUCAUGUCAUCCUGUAGUUCAGAACCCGCUAAGACGUAUACAGAUGGGUGCCCAAAAUGUGAGGCAGCUGGACAAUAUUACACGUCAGAAUACAACAAUGUCAACAUAAUUAUUCUUCACACAACGCGAACAAUCAUUUGUGCUGGAAAGAAAUCUGGGCAACUUUUAGAAAAAAAGAAGAAAACUCUUGACAGACUCGGGAAGAUAGUCUCAGCUUGGAGGAACAGCGGAGGAGGCCAAGUUCUGAUUCAUGUAGAGGGUCAACUGUCCGAGGACAGGUGUCUGGAACAGUUUGAUGAGUUCAUUACCAAGAUUCUGUCUGAUCUCCUUGAUGACGGAGAAUUAUACGUGGACGCAUACAGGCGGGAGUGGCUCUCGGCAAUUCAUGAGUUUCAAGGCAAUACUGACUUCAUUCUAGUAAACGUGAAAGAAACGAAUGGUGUAGCUACUGUGGAUUUUAACACGAAAGCAAAGAAUGACAUUGAAAACCUGCCAGUAACUUCCGCCAGUUUGGCUAAGUGCAUGAGUAAUAGGGAGACUUACAAAGAUACACAGAAACCCAAAACAAACGGUUUAUGUGAAAAUAUUCAAAAUCUCCAUGAAAGCAGAAAUACUGAGGUCAAAAGUUUCCAUGUUGACAAAUUAAAAAAUCAAAGAGCAAGGGAAGUAUCGAAAAGUCCGUCAGAUUUAGUGCACUUUAUAUGGCAUGAUCUCAAACUUAAAGAUAACCUGACCUCUAUGUCAAAGGUUGAGGGAGGAGGAUCAUACUAUGUUGGGAUAAGUGAAUAUGCUCUGGAGUUUGAAGGUUAUAGAACCAAACUUCUUAAUAUUGACGGGUUUCCCAUCAAUUUCCCGGAAUCUGAGAUCAUCAAUGCCAUUAAAUGUAAACUUCAAAGUGACACAAUAGCCUUACAAAAAGGGAAUUUCUGUAGUGUUCCUGACGAUUUGAUUGAAGUGAGGUUACAUCCAAUUCCUUGCAAAAAGGGACGUGUACUUGAGGUAGCUGUGCGUUGGUAUGAUGGUAUCAUCUUCAAUGACAAGGACGGACCGAGGGCGUAUGAAGUAAGGAACAAUACUAUACAUCGCAUGGACAAGGAAGCCUGGUUAGAGCGAUUUCAAGCCACGCAGACAUAGACGUUCACCAUGGAAGAUCAUUUAGAGCUUCCCGGAAGGACGAUCGACAGCGACUCCAGUGAUGACUCCAGUGUCCCAAGCAGGUACAGCUCAGAGGGAGAUAUUCCAUUACCGACUUUUGAUGACCUGUCUGGCCCUGAUGAUCCCGCACCAGGAUUCAAGACUUCUGGUGAUAUGUACCGGCCAAGUAUUGUCUCUGCAACGGAACAAAGAGAGAUACAAAGAAUACUGUCAGUCGAAUCAACACAAUCAUUCUUCGGCAUUUUCCCGGCCCAUAUUGAUGCCACACUCAACACAUACCAUGGCCACAUUGUACAGCGACUGAGAGACCUACCAGACAGAGACUGUACAGUCAUCAUCGCAGGAGGCAGCUUACUGAAGAUGAUAGAUCCAUCCUGGGAGGGGCGAGUACCUUCAUCUGUCCUGUGUGACGUAUGUGUGUUCUCCCCAACACAGCCUGUUAUGGUGCUGACGUUCACAGGCAAAGAUGGGAACAACAAGACGAUCACUAAAUACAACACCAACUUAGCGACGUUGAUUAUUAAACAUGUGAAGAAGGAUACGAAUCUUGAUUUCAAUCUUAUCCACGUCACAGUAGACAACCUUGUAAGUCAGGAAAAACACAGUUUCCUGACAAAGAUCAACAAACGUGAGAAUUCAACCAAAUCCAUCUAUUUUCCCACCGAACUGCAUAUGGGCAAGGACAAGUGUACAACUGUAAUGACGUCCUUCCUGAAACAUCUGUCCAAGGACACUGAGUCCGACAGGCUUUCCCCAUCUUUGGAGGAUACAGCACAUGCGCCAGCCAUACCCAAACAAGAUGCAGCGGGUGAAUUACAACAACAAAUACAUACAAGGGAGGCCGGUGAUGAGGCCAUAUAUCUACGUCACGAAAUGCAAACAACUCUACUGAAAUAUCUGUCGGCUCAGCAGGAAAAACUGGAGGAUGAAUCAUCCCCACAGUUUCUGAAUACAAGCCAAGACAAACCUUCUGAACUGCAACAUUUGGAAGCUGAUGCAAGGACAUCGAGCACAAGGGACAUUUUCCCGACGUGUUCUGUCUGUCAGCUGCAGUUUACCCUGAAGGACCCCGUCCCCUACCUACUGCCCUGUCUACACGCUGUGUGUGAGACGUGUGUGACAUCUGCUGCUGGUGGUGUGAUAUGCUCUACAUGUCAGAGGGACGUCAACCUCACAGACACAAGUCUCCAGAAGGAUUCAGUGAGACAGAAAGAAAUAUUCUACCUGACAGUCAAACAUCGCCCCACAGAGCUUCUCUGUACUCAUGAAGAUGACGGCAACCAGGCUGUGUGUUGGUGUCGAGACUGUGAAAAGUUACUCUGUGAAUACUGCCAAAAUAUGCACAACAGCCUUAAAGUUUUCAGAAACCAUGUACUUCAAAACUUCGGCGACAUGGUACCGACUGUCUCGAACAUUCCACAAUUUUGCAACAACCAUAAACACGAUUCCCUUUAUCUCUUCGAUAAAAGCUGCCAGAUGUUGAUCUGUGCGAGAUGUAGACUUAACCAUCACGCACACCAUGAUGUUGAGGAGUUGGAUGUGGUUGCUGAUGCUGUAACAAAACAGCUCCGCCGUUAUAAGAAUGUUCUAUCAACAAUACAGGAUCGCCAGCAAUUAUACAUACAGAGCGUAAAGCAAGGAAGGGAAUCCACUCACAGAACGCACAACACUUGGAAAGAAACGGUUCACCAUACUUUCCAGAUACUGAGAUUACAACUAGAUCAAAGUGAGAAGGAAUUUCUGAUCGAUCUUGAGAGUCAAACAAAGGAAGCAAAUGCAAUACAACAUGAUCUUCUCACCACUUAUGAAGAACAUCGGAAGACAUGCACAAGGGUAUUAGGCUACAUCGACAAAGUCCUUCUCUAUGGCUCAAAGUUAGGCCUCCUGGCGCUGGAGAGAGACCUGUAAGGGACAUGACUCAGACAUGCCAAGACACUGCUAUACCAGAAACACACAUUCCUCCGGCUGUCUGCAACAGCAUCGCCUUGUCAAAAC